CGCAUGUGGCUAGUGCCGUUUUCUCAGGGCAGUUCGCGAUUUGACUUGAGCCGCAAACCGUCAACCACCGAACCGCCCAUUGCACCACUCAAUACACUGUCCGCCAUGACGACCGAAGUCGCGCUCGAGACCACUCUCGGCAACAUCAUCGUCGAGUUGUACACCGACCACGCUCCAAAGACAUGCACCAAUUUCUCCACACUUGCGCAGCGAAACUACUUCAAUGGCCUCAUAUUUCAUCGGAUAAUACCGAAUUUCAUGAUACAAGGCGGUGAUCCUACAGGGACUGGUCGUGGCGGAGCGUCAAUCUACGGGGAGAAGUUCGAAGACGAGAUCACGCCCACUCUUAAGCACACAGGAGCAGGCAUUCUGAGCAUGGCAAACUCUGGGCCAAACACGAACGGAUCGCAAUUCUUCAUCACCCUCGCACCGACACCUUGGCUGGACGGUAAACACACCAUCUUUGGCAGAGUCAAGAACGGCAUGCAGGUGGUCAAGAAACUGGGACUCGUCAAGACAGACAAGGAGGAUCGACCAGUACAAGAAGUCAAGAUUGUGAAGGCUUAUGUGGUGGAGAAGAGCGAUUACAUUUGA
Molecule: messenger RNA, 594 nt
Organism: Periconia digitata
Lineage: Eukaryota; Fungi; Ascomycota; Dothideomycetes; Pleosporales; Periconiaceae
Source: the annotation of a GenBank genome assembly